AUGAGUGAGCCGGGGGAAAACUACGAGGUGGACGGGGAUAUGAUCGUUUUCCGUUGCCCUAUCGUCCGCACAGGCACAGCGGUCCUCAACCGCGCCCUCUUUAACAAGUCGGUGCCCAUCGCUGCCGCCGCUCUAAGGGACAACAGGCUCAUCAACAAAUACCGAAAACCGUUUGAAGCCGGCAAAGAAAUCUUACAUGCCGACAAGUUAUCUCCCAUCGCUUCUCAUCCAGACAAGGAACUGGCCAAGCAGGGGCGCAAGUGUCUGCUCCUGAACCCUAGCGUUAAGCCCGAAGCUCCCGACACUUGGGGUCCGGUGCUCAAAGAUGGUGUCGAAAAGGAGGACUUGACUGUUAUUCCUUAUGAGCUUCGGCUCGACUACAACUACUGGGGUUACCGUAAGAAUGGACACCAACCAAACCCCGCCCACGCUUUCAUAUUUACUUUGUUUACUAAAUUCAACCUGCCACUAGGAGACGUAAUGACCUCGAUCUUGCCGGAAGAGCUUCACGACGAGGUCCCUUCAGGCUUCAAUAUCGCUGGCCAUGUUGUAGCCGAGAUUAUUCUCGACAAGAACCCCCAAAUUAAGACCGUCAUCAAUAAGGUCGACAACGUUGGGUCCGAGUCCGAGUUCAGGACGUUCCAGUACGAAGUCCUGGCCGGCCCGGACGACUUGAACGUGCAGGUCAGCGAGAGCGACUGCGUUUUCGAGUUCGAUUACUCCAAGGUCUACUGGAAUAGCAAGCUGGAGUCCGAGCACCGCCGUCUCAUCAACAUGUUCCGCCCGGGCGAGGUUGUCUGCGAUGUGAUGGCCGGCAUCGGGCCCUUCGCCGUGCCCGCCGGCAAGAAGCGAGUGUUUGUCUGGGCCAACGACAAGAAUCCCGAGAGCGUCAAGAGUCUCGAGGCUGCCAUCAAGAAAAACAAGGUAUCACCUUUCGUGCGCCCCUUCUGCGAAGACGGCCGCACCUUCAUUCACCAAGCCGCGGACUCGGUCCUCGAAGCCUCACAAAAAGGCGAAUGCGCCGUACUCACCGUCAAGGUAAAACCGCCACCCGCAACAACAUCGACACCGACCCCGUCGGCCAACUCCUCCGAGUCCACCGACCCCUCCGGUCCCCGCCCCCGCACCCGCCCAGCGACACAAGAGGAGCGCGUACCCAUCCCGCCAACCAUCUCCCACUUCGUCAUGAACCUCCCCGCGACAGCCAUCGAGUUCCUGUCGAGCUACCGCGGCGUGUACGCGGGGCGCGAGGCACUCUUCGCCGCCGCCGCACCAACUUCCACUACCACCACCACCACCACCACCACUCCUGCGUUACCCCCCCUCCCCAUGAUCCACGUCCACGGCUUCUCCGUCAAAGCCACCGACGAGACGCCCGCGCUCGACAUGUGCGCGCGCAUCUCGCGCGAGCUGGGCUUCGCCGUCCGGCCGCUUGUUGUUGCUGCUGAUGGUGGUGAUGCCGUCACCACCGCGGCGACAACGCCGGCAGAAGUCCUGGAUAAGGCCGGCGAGGAAGGCUUGGUCUACGUGCAUCGCGUGCGGGACGUGGCGCCCGCGAAGAGCAUGUACUGUGCGAGUUUUCGGCUGCCGAGGGAGGUUGCUUUCGCGCCGCGGAGGCUUAGGAUGAAAGCACCAAGAACCAGUGACAGCCCGCAUGCUAUCGUGGUUGCCCACCUACCGCAUGGCUUGCAUAAGUGUAUGUAUGCGUAUGUAUUAAGGUGCCGCUCGAUCCCACCGGGGAUUUCUGACCCGCAGACUACAUUGAAUUCUUGCUUGAAAGUUUCAGCUAUCAGUGAGCAGGAGGCGGGACCCGUCGGAUGCGGGCACGGCUGGCAGCCUCUGCUUAUCCGAUCCAUGUCGAGAUGUAACAUCAAGUUCCCGAUCAUCGAGAUAUCAACGAUUCGCGCACCAGGGGAUACCGCAGAUACCGUUGUGUCUGUGCCGUUUCGUUAUCAAGGUGGAAGCGGCCGGAGAACCCCUGGCUAUCACCAGCCAGUGCCGAGACAACACAACGGGUUCCAGGCCUGGUCGAGCUUGGGAUGGGUAACACAAGAAGCGCGUUGGGGAGGUGGGGAGGGUGAAGUUGAUGUUGUAAAAAGCGACGACGCGUCCGCUACCAUGUGUUCGACUUCGACGGAGAUGCGAGGCGCAACGGGGGAUAAAGAUAUCGAAACCGGAAGGGACGGCGAUAUCCAACUUUACUAG
Molecule: messenger RNA, 2205 nt
Organism: Chaetomium globosum CBS 148.51
Lineage: Eukaryota; Fungi; Ascomycota; Sordariomycetes; Sordariales; Chaetomiaceae
Exons: 7
Coding region: 1-2205 (734 amino acids)
Biological process (GO): tRNA N1-guanine methylation; mitochondrial tRNA methylation
Cellular component (GO): mitochondrial matrix; cytoplasm
Source: RefSeq, a predicted model, not a curated record